Ailuropoda melanoleuca (giant panda) is the source of this 896-nucleotide messenger RNA. RefSeq names its product F-box protein 36 (gene FBXO36). Gene Ontology annotation, biological process: SCF-dependent proteasomal ubiquitin-dependent protein catabolic process. Gene Ontology annotation, cellular component: SCF ubiquitin ligase complex; cytoplasm. The transcript is spliced from 4 exons. The record is from RefSeq and is a predicted model, not a curated record. The coding region runs from base 232 to 798 and encodes 188 amino acids. Gene Ontology annotation, molecular function: protein binding. NCBI's taxonomy places the organism in Eukaryota, Metazoa, Chordata, Mammalia, Carnivora, Ursidae.
CCCUCCGUGGUAGCAGGAACUAAUUCCCUUUCGGGUCACCGGGGACCUGAGGGUUGAAAUUUCAGGGCCAGAGUUCCCUCUGACUCUUGGGAGAGAGGUCCAUCACCCCAAGACAGAAACCCCCUGCUAGCUCAAAAGCGGGGUUCGAUUUAAAAUAGGGCUUUGGCCCCAUGACCCCAAUCAAGCCCCGCCCCUUCCUGGUUGUCUUAGCGACGGCAGUGGCGUCCCAAGAUGGCGUCGUGGCUGCCGGAGACUCUGUUCGAAAUUGUAGGACAAGGCCCAGCGCCGAGCAAAGACUAUUACCAGUUAUUGGUCACCCGGUCCCAGGUAAUCUUUAGAUGGUGGAAGAUCUCUCUGAGGAGUGAGUAUCGAUCAACAAAGCCUGGAGAAGUGAAAGAGUCUCAUGAAGUGUUCCUAGACAACUCCCAUCUUCAAGUUCAAAUUGCCUUAAUAUUUGGUGCAAGAAUAUUAGACUAUGUCUUCAAUUUAUGUGAAGGUAAAUUUGACUUCCUUGAACGGCUCUCAGACAAUCUGCUCCUGAAUAUCAUUUCUUAUCUGGAUCUUGAAGAUAUUGCCAGGCUUUCUCAAACAUCACGCAGAUUUGCGCAGCUGUGCACGUCUGACAAACUGUGGGAGACAAUAGUGCAGUCUGCCUGUGACACCGUCACGCCGGACAUGCGGGCCCUGGCCGAGGACAUAGGCUGGAGGCAGAUGUUCUUCACCAACAAGCUGCAGCUCCAGCGGCAGCUCCGCAAGAGGAGGCAGAGACAAGGGAGCCAGAGAAACAGUACAUUUUAGGGACACAUUUGCUUACCCGCGGGGGGGCGAGGCAUGGCUGUGGUUUCCUUCCGUGUCCAAAUCUCUUCCGUUUCCUUGGACUAAGAACUCAGUCUUGA